AUGCAGGCGCUCCGCCGCCCGCUCGCACAGCGCGCGUGCGCGCGCCCCGGCGCCGCUGCCGGCGCUCGUGUCACGCUGGGCGCCGUUCGCUCCGGGCCCUCCGUCCCGCGCGCGGCGUCCCCGCGGUCCGACGCGGCGACCGAGGAGCGAUCCGUCGUCGCGCACCGUGCCGAUCGCGCGCAACGCGCCGCCCCUGAGGUCCACGCUGGCGGCGCCGCGCGCGGGCUUUUGCACAGCCUGGGCGUGAGUGGCAAGGCGGGUUUCGGGGCCGCGGCGGCGCUGGCGCUGGCCCUCGCGGUCGCGGGCCCCGCGCACGCGCUGCCGGGAUCCUUCGAGCUCCCCGGCAUCGUCGGCGACGACCCCGUCCGGGAGGGCUUCGUGUCCGGGCUGCUGCUGAUCCUCUUCGCGGAGCUCGGCGACAAGACGUUCUUCCUCGCGCUGCUGCUCGCGCUGCAAGCCGACAAGCGCGGCGUGUUCCUGGGCACCUUUGGAGCGCUGGCGGUGAUGACGGUCAUCUCCGUCGGCCUCGGCGUCGCGCUGCACUCCUUCGACGACCUCCUCCCGCAGACGGGCAUCCCCUUCGACGACGUCCUCGCCAUCGCGCUGCUCGUGUGGUUCGGGGUCCAGACGCUGUCCGGCGCGGGAGACUUCACGGCCAAGGCCGGGGAGGAGCGCGAGGAGGCCGAGGAGGCGCUCUCGGACGGGAGCCUGGCGUCCAAGGAGUCCCUCGCGCUCAUCGCGUCGACGUUCGUCCUCGUGUUCGCCGCGGAGUGGGGCGACAAGUCCUUCCUCGCCACUAUCGCGCUCGCGGCCGCGUCCUCGCCCGCCGGCGUCAUCGCCGGCGCCGUGACGGGCCACGGCGUCGCCACCGCCAUCGCCGUCGCGGGCGGGUCGGCGCUGUCGCAGGUCGUCUCGGAAAAGGUCGUGGCGUACGUCGGCGGGUCGCUGUUCCUCGUCUUCGCCGCCGCGACGGCGUUCGACCUCGUCACCAGCCUCCCUGCAGCUUGA
This is a messenger RNA of Pedinophyceae sp. YPF-701, 1008 nucleotides long. The record is from the annotation of a GenBank genome assembly. Lineage: Eukaryota; Viridiplantae; Chlorophyta; Pedinophyceae.